AUGAGUCAAGUUAAACUUUACAAUAAUCCUUUAAUCAUCAGGAACGUUGAAUUUAAAGAAUAUGUCACAGAGAAAGAAGCUUUAAAGAAGGUCGAUGAAUUCAGGUUUAGUGAUGCAGGACAAACGUUGUCCGAUAGUAAGAAGAACAGUAUAAGGAGGAUCGCAAAUUAUUUAGCUACUCAUCCAAAUUUUGAUGAGGUUUCUGACGACCACGUGCUUAUAAAGGAAGGGUAUCCUAUUAUUUUCACCAGUAACAAUUAUAAAAAAUUGAAAUAUGAAAAGCCGGUUAAAAAAGCGGAAGGAAUGGACGAAAGUUCAAACGAGCAUAAUCAAUUACUUGAUGGUGACAUCACUUCAGCUAUGAUUAGGGGAAUGGAUACCGUCAAUGAUAACAAUAUUUUCAAAGAUGGAUUUGAACAAAACAAGAGUGAAAUGAAGGAUGAUAACAGCUCCUUAAAGAAAAAGAGAUUUGUGUCAAAUCAAAGUGAUGGUGUUAACAAGAAUAAAAAAAAUAAAUCUACGAAGGUAAAGAAAUGGCAAAGAGAAAUAAGAACUCAACAACGAUCAUUAGAUCGACAAAUAAGAGAUUUUGAAGAAGUAGAAAAAAAAACUACAAACUUAUUAAAGCAAAAUGGUAAAAAAAAGGAUUUAACAGCUUGUAAAUUAUUUGCCAAGGAACUUGUUAGAAGCAGACGACAAAAAACUAGAUUAUAUACUACUACUCUUAAAUUAUCUGGAUCUUUAAAAAAAAGUACCGAAAUAAUGAAAAUGGUAAAUGGGUUAUCUAGGUUACCAGAAUUAUCAAAAGGAUUGCUUGGUGAAGCUAGUGUUGUUAAUGUACCACUAGAGAAUCCGGGAUUAGAGGAGGAGGAGGAACCUGCUGCAGCAUUGGAUGAAAUGCAAGCUAGAUUACAUGCAUUAAAAUCUUGA
Molecule: messenger RNA, 930 nt
Organism: Funneliformis geosporum
Lineage: Eukaryota; Fungi; Glomeromycota; Glomeromycetes; Glomerales; Glomeraceae
Source: the annotation of a GenBank genome assembly